ACAAAGCUACGUCUGUAAGGCAAUUAUAAAGGCCACAUCUCUGGAAAUACAAGAAGUACUGAGUCUCAGGAUCAAACAGCUGUUGAAUGACACAUAUGAAGAGGGACCAUUAUCCUUGUAUAUGAAACCUGAAGAUGUGGCUGUGAAGUCAAUAGCACUGAUGGAUUGUCCAGAAAGCUUUUCAGACACAAGGUACAAGGGGAAUUAUUCCUGGCCACUGACAAGUCCAGCCUCCAAAGCAGAGGUCAGCUGCAGGAAAAACCCUCUGCAGACUGCUCAGAGGAGCUGUGCAAUUAGUAUUGAACUAGAGCAAGCUUUUUGGAAGAAACCAAACAUGACUGAAUGCAAACUACUGGAAAAACUUCCAAAUAAUAUUUUAGGCCUCCAAGAUAUCAAGAUAACAGAAGAGAAUGCAGAAGAUGUUAUACACCAUAUUUUAUACCUCUUGCCAAAUGCAACACUGCAUGUGGAAGAAUUAAAAAUCAUUGCAAGUAAAAUUUCUGAUGUUGUACAGCUUGCAGAUGUGAGCGUGACACUUGCAGAGACUGCACUGUCUAUACUAGAGUAUAUUUCACGGCAAGAAAUAGAAGAUCAGAACAUUAGAAAAAUAACCAAUACUAUCCUGCAGACAACUGAGGUGAUAGGCUACAAGGUGACUUGUGCAGACAGAAACACGUCGGUCACAACCACUUCCUUGGCUCUGUUGGUGCUGCGUCCAGAUCCCAGCACGUUUGGAGGACUGGCCUUUGGCAUUACCUCCUACAACAGAGGUGUGGAUCUCCAGAUCAACGUGCAAGAAAACCCUUUCAAAAAUGCCUUGGCCUCAGUGUUUUUGCCAAAAUCCCUGAAGAACUUCCUAGGGAUCGAGCACUGUGACCCAGACAAGCAUUCGAAGAUCCAGUUUAAGUUUUUUGGCACUACUUCACUUUUCGCGGAUGACAGUUUAACAAUGGAGAAGUUGAACACUUAUGUUGUGAGUGCCAGUGUUGAAAAUGCAUCAAUUCAGAACCUUAAUGAGCCUGUGACUGUCACUCUUCGGCACAUAGACCAGAACACGGGCAAUGCAGCAGUGCACUGCGUCUUUUGGGACUUUGGGAAGAACAAUGGACUGGGUGGUUGGAAUACAUCGGGGUGUGAAAUGGAAUAUACAGAUAUGAAUUACACAAUCUGUUUUUGUAACCAUCUUACCCAUUUUGGAGUCCUACUGGACUUGGCCCGGACAGAAAUAGGUGCCACACAUGAUCAUAUAUUAACUCUGAUAAGCUAUGCAGGAUGUGGUGCUUCUUCCCUUUUUUUGGGAAUAACGCUGGUGACAUAUCUAACCCUUGAGAAGCUGCGGAGAGACAAUCCUUCAAAAAUCCUGCUCAACCUUUGUGCUGCACUGCUGAUGCUGAACAUGGUCUUCCUCACCAAUUCCUGGCUGUCCUCAUUCAACCAGCCAGGCCUCUGCAUCACCAUGGCCACGCUCCUUCACUAUUUCCUUCUUGCAGCUUUCACGUGGAUGUGCCUGGAGUCUGUUCACUUUUACUUGGCUCUUGUCAAAGUUUUCAAUGUUUAUGUCCCAAAGUACAUCCUAAAAUGCUGCAUUGCUGGCUGGGGUAAGCAAGCAGAUUUCUUCCUCACUUCUGGGCUUGUCAACUUCUCUAAGAUUGGGGCAUAUUUGCAAAAGCAAGUGAGGACACUGAGCUAGCAGAAAUGACCUGAGCUGUAAGGAUGGAUCUCUCCCCCCAGGCAGGUUCAGCUUAAAUUUCUUCUGCUCAGGGAAACAUUAGCAUAAAGUGCCUGUU
Molecule: messenger RNA, 1787 nt
Organism: Neopelma chrysocephalum (saffron-crested tyrant-manakin)
Lineage: Eukaryota; Metazoa; Chordata; Aves; Passeriformes; Pipridae
Gene: ADGRG4
Product: adhesion G protein-coupled receptor G4
Exons: 12
Coding region: 122-1690 (522 amino acids)
Biological process (GO): cell surface receptor signaling pathway; adenylate cyclase-activating G protein-coupled receptor signaling pathway
Cellular component (GO): membrane
Molecular function (GO): G protein-coupled receptor activity
Source: RefSeq, a predicted model, not a curated record